CCGCCCCCUCGCUGCCCCGGCGGCCCGGCGGUGCGGCAGAGCCGGCGGGGCUAUGGCUGCGGAGGAGGUGCUGCAGGGCGCCGACCACUACAAGAGCGAGAUCGAGCGGCUGACCCGGGAGCUCUCCGAGACGACCCACGAGAAGAUCCAGGCGGCGGAGUAUGGGCUGGUGGUGCUGGAGGAGAAGCUCACCCUCAAGCAGCAGUACGACGAGCUGGAGGCGGAGUAUGACGGCCUCAAGCAGGAGCUGGAGCAGCUGAAGGAGGCGUUUGGACAGUCCUUCUCAAUUCAUCGUAAAGUGGCUGAAGAUGGGGAAACACGUGAAGAGACUCUCCUCCAGGAGUCUGCGUCAAAAGAAGCUUAUUACCUGGGGAAGAUUUUGGAGAUGCAGAACGAGCUGAAGCAGAGCAGGGCGGUGGUUACCAAUGUUCAGGCAGAGAAUGAGAGACUCACUGCUGUUGUCCAAGACUUGAAAGAGAAUAAUGAAAUGGUAGAACUGCAGAGGAUACGAAUGAAAGACGAAAUUCGAGAGUACAAAUUUCGAGAGGCGAGGCUCCUGCAGGACUACACUGAACUUGAAGAAGAAAAUAUCACUUUGCAGAAGCUGGUGUCCACUCUGAAACAGAACCAAGUUGAAUAUGAAGGCUUAAAGCAUGAGAUUAAACGAUUUGAGGAGGAGACAGUGUUGCUUAACAGUCAGCUAGAAGAUGCCAUCCGGCUGAAGGAGAUUGCAGAGCAUCAGCUGGAGGAAGCCUUGGAAACUUUAAAAAAUGAAAGGGAGCAAAAGAACAAUCUGAGAAAGGAACUCUCCCAGUAUAUCAACCUCAAUGAUAGUAUGUAUAAUAACCAUAUUAAUAUAUCAGUAGAUGGAUUAAAGUUUGCAGAGGAUGCGAGCGAGCCCAACAAUGAUGACAAAAUGAAUGGACAUAUCCAUGGGCCUCUUGUGAAACUCAAUGGUGACUACCGAACUCCCACAGGUAGGAAAGGAGAAUCUCUGCACCCCGUCUCCGACCUCUUCAGUGAGCUCAACAUAUCAGAAAUACAGAAACUGAAGCAGCAACUUAUGCAGGUGGAGAGAGAGAAGGCCAUUCUCCUGGCCAACCUACAAGAGUCUCAGACGCAGCUGGAGCACACGAAGGGAGCCCUGACCGAGCAACAUGAGCGAGUCCACAGGCUCACGGAACACGUCAAUGCCAUGAGGGGGCUGCAAAGCAACAAGGAGCUAAAAGCAGAGCAUGACUGUGAGAAGGGCCGAGAUCCUGGCGAGGAAGCACAUGACUAUGAAGUGGACAUCAAUGGCUUGGAGAUUCUAGAAUGUAAAUACAAAGUAGCUGUUACAGAGGUGAUAGACCUUAAAGCAGAAAUCAAAGCCUUAAAGGAGAAAUACAAUAAAUAUGUGGAAAACUACACUGAAGAGAAGGCCAAGUAUGAGAGCAGAAUCCAGACAUAUGAUGAACAGGUGACAACCCUGGAGAAAUCGACCAAGGAGAGCCAGGAAAAAAUGGUCCACAUGGAAAAGGAAUUACAAAGGAUGACAAGCAUAGCGAAUGAAAACCACAAUACCCUCAACACGGCCCAGGAUGAGCUGGUGACGUUUAGUGAGGAACUGGCUCAGCUCUACCAUCAUGUCUGCCUGUGCAACAACGAGACACCAAACAGGGUUAUGUUGGACUAUUACAGGCAAAGCAGAGUCACCCGCAGCGGCAGCCUGAAAGGACCAGAUGACCCUCGAGGUCUCCUUUCCCCGCGACUUGCCAGAAGGGGAAUGGCAUCACCCGUAGAAGCCAGGACCCCAACCGAGCAGGUGACAAAAGAGGCUGUGGAGCCUGGCAAGGAGCAGAGCCCAACUAAAACACCUACAAUUUCCCCCGUCAUCACAGCCCCUCCUUCCUCCCCUGUCUCCGAUACCAGUGACAUUCGCAAAGAGCCGAUGAACAUCUACAACCUCAAUGCCAUAAUAAGGGACCAAAUCAAGCACUUGCAGAAGGCUGUAGAUCGGUCGUUGCAGCUGUCACGCCAGCGUGCUGCAGCUCGGGAGCUGGCGCCCAUGAUUGACAAAGACAAGGAGGCCUUAAUGGAAGAGAUACUGAAGCUGAAAUCCCUCCUGAGUACCAAGCGGGAGCAGAUAGCAACCCUGAGAGCAGUCCUGAAAGCCAACAAGCAGACAGCUGAAGUGGCAUUAGCCAAUUUGAAGAAUAAGUACGAAAAUGAAAAAGCAAUGGUGACUGAAACCAUGACCAAGCUACGAAAUGAACUUAAGGCUUUGAAGGAAGAUGCAGCAACCUUCUCAUCCUUGAGAGCAAUGUUUGCAACCAGGUGUGAUGAAUACGUCACGCAGCUGGAUGAGAUGCAAAGGCAGCUAGCAGCUGCAGAGGAUGAGAAGAAGACACUAAACUCUCUGUUGCGCAUGGCUAUCCAACAAAAACUUGCCCUUACCCAGCGACUGGAGGAUUUAGAAUUCGACCAUGAGCAGUCCCGACGCAGCAAAGGCAAGCUUGGAAAGAGCAAGAUCGGCAGCCCUAAAGUAAGUGAGGAGGCAUCAGCCACCGUGCCAACCAUAGACACUUUCCUCCUGCAUAGUCAGGGCCCACAGCAACCAAACUUACUGGUCAGCAGUGGCACUCAGAGGAAAAGACUAUUCUCACCUUCCCUUUGUGAUCAGAGCCAUCCCAGGACUUCAGGGACCUACCUCCAGAAAUUAUUAAGAGCCCCCCCUCAUCCCGCUUCCACAGAAUCAUAUCUUCUGAGGGGCCCCCCUUCCAUGAGUGAAUUCAUCCAUGGGCACCGUCUCAGCAAGGAAAAAAGGUUAACCGUGGCCACACCAGAUUGUCAGCAGCCUGCUGCCUCCAUACCGCCACACGGCUCACAACUAGCCAGGGGGCCAGAUUGCCAGACUGUCAGUCCUAGUGCUCUUCCAGAAGAGCAGCCACAUUCCAGCUCUCAAUGUGCCCCUCUCAACUGUCUCUCUAAGCCUCCUCCUUAUCCCUAAUCUUCAUAUGCAACGUAAGAGAAAAUCCAAACAGAGUGGAGUUCAUGCAACAAAGAUUUGGGUUGUUCCCAACAAGCAGGUAGACAAUCCCGCCUUGUUGCUGCAUCGACAAGUCUGGAUUCAUAUCCACAGCUCUGGCAACUGAGGGAAGGUUGAGAAGAAGAACACAAAGCACAGAGCCCAACCUAUCAAGAAGACUUUUUAUGGUUCCUCUGAUUGUAUUCAAACUUUGCUAUCACAACUAAAGUAUAGUGAAAUUUAAUAUCUCAACAAAGUUAUUCCUCCCAGCUGCUUGGCUUUACCUCUGACAAAAUGAGAGACUUAAGCCAAUAUUAAAAAAAAAAAAAAAGUUACUAAAAUCCUACCCUCACAACCUCUAAGUUCGGCCAUAGGAACCAGUUCAAACUUCCUUUUGUCAUUAAGGGUGUGAUAUUUAUUUCUUACUUUAUUUGCACCAUAAUUUCGUGUUUAUAAAAUAGUCUUUUUUUUGGUGAGAAUUAUAUUUAAUUCAUUUUAUUUUUUAAAAAAACAAGCAGAAAUAGCUUAAGCGAAGAAUGACUGUGUUAAUAUUAAAAAGAGGCUUGUUGCAUUGGCCAGCAUAUGGCCAAUUCUUUUUGCACAAAAAUGCUGGCAAUGGGUGGAAUUGAAAUGUUAACAAUGACUGUAUAUUUUGCUGCUGCACUGAUAUUGUUUAUGCACUUGUUUUUUUAAUUCCUAUUUCACUAGCUUCUGGUUUUGUUCUAGCUCUUCACUGAAAGAUAAUUAUUAAGCCUAAGAAGGAGAUGAAAGGAUGAUGUAUUGAUUUGUUUUCAGUUGUUUGCUUGCAUUGUGAUUAUAUUUUUGCAUUUCAGACAAGUAGAUGAAUUGGUGCUGUUUUUUUGGGCUGCUUUCUAUUCGGUAUCUGAGAAAAAAAUCUAAAACAAGUAAAAUGUUGUGUGCUAAUUAAAAACAUUCUUUCCUCUUGCUCCCAUAUUCAGGAUACUAGCUUGAGGCCUUACCGUGAAAGGCUAGUAUGAAAGGCCAAGUUGUAGGCACUUCAAGUGAAGUAUUUUGUGGUGAAAUAACUGCUGCAGGUAGGGUUAAUGGUGGAUCAAAGUUAGCAGGACUUUACUGUAGUGCAUUUUUUCCUUGCCAAAAAUCAACAGAUACAGAACCUUAGCUAAUGUCAGUUUAUGACAAAUACUCAGGUGAUCUACGCUACGCAGACUCUAUCGCAACAGUGCACAGUGCUCCUAGUUAAAGAUUCUUUCCUGUAAAAGCUGAGUAAAUCAUUUUGUUUUGUUUAUUUGUUUGUUUUUAAAUAACAAGUUUCAGAACAAAACCAAGGAUAGCAGAAUUUAUUUUGCACAAUACCUGACAGCAAGGCAAGCGGCUAUGUAAGGUGUUCAGCAUAUGUGGGCUUCCUGAUUGGCCAUCAGCUAGAAGUCCUCAGUGCUGCCUAUUUGUUGGUAACUAGCAGACUCCUUGCUCGGUCAGGUGGCCUUAAUUUAUUUACGGAAGAAAGGCUUAGAUAUUUCCACAUCUUUAUUCCUUCCCUGCAGCAUGAGUGUGAUCUACAAGAGAGAAACACAGUACAGCCUUAGGUACAGAGCAGCUGGAAAAAAAUGCUGCAGAUAUGGUUGGAAUAAUUCUUUUAUAUUCUGCCUGAAUCUGAGAAAAUGAACUCAGUCUUCUGUUAGUAACAGUGCUUACCAAAUGUUAUGAUACACAAAACAUCAGCAGAGGAAAGAAUCAGUGACCAAUCAGUGUGCCUAACAAUCAUUAUUUCCAUGGUACCAGUAAUGAAGGUGCUGUAAAUAGAAAUAUUCUAUGUAAUCAACUGUGUAUGUCAUACAGCCUUGGCAAAGCAGCUGAGCUAUUGUAACAGAACAUUCAGUGUCAAAGGUGGGGAAAAUAGGAACAGACUGAUAUCAAAUUCUAAUCAGAACAAACAGACAAUACUCACCAGUGUUUCUGCUGAGGUUUCCAUGCAGUUCACAUGGUUCUUCUUGUAUACAUUUACAUAACUAUUUAGUAUCGUACUUAACUGAUGUGUUGUCUUGUCAUACGAAAGUCAAGUAAAACUUGUUCAGCUCUAUCAUAGUUUGACAUGGAGAUUAGCUGCUAUUUUGAUUUUUAUUAAAAAUAAAAAAUAAAAAUAAAAAAUUGUCUGAGGCAAAUGUUGCCUUCCAAGAGCACCUCACAAUUCCUGACAUUGCCAGACUGGUAUAGUUACCUUGCAAAACAGUGGCAAUGUCUAUGUCCAACAAAGACAGCUCUGUAUAUUGUUAAACAAAAAAAGAAUUUGCAUUGCACAUUGAACAGAGUGACCACAGGCUGUACUUGGAAUAGUUUUUCCUAUUUUCAUAUCCAAAGCAAACAUUUGCCCUGAAUUUUAGUUAAACAGAAAUUUAGUGAAAUACAUUUCCUUUCUAUAUAGAUAUGAAUUUAUGAAAAAAUGAUAUAGUGGAACAUUUGUUUAGUAACGUAUUUGUUUCCGAUUGUAAUUUGCAGAGCAACUUUGGGAAACUGAAACAUUGUACUGGUAUGUCGAUGUGGAUCAAGAGUUACAAAACAGCAUUUAAUGGCAUAGAAAUUGUGGUCCUGUUUUAUAGAAAUAAGUGGGUUUAUUAAAUUUUUUAUUCUCUUAAGCUUUAAAUUCUUCAUUUCUAAGUUUUCAAUUUGCAUUUUUAAUAUGUAAUAAAACAAGUAAAUGUUGGAAAUUUAAGAGAACUAGAAACAAACCAACUUAAAUGUACAAAUGGCUGUAGUUAUUGCAUUGUAAGUUAUAAAACUGUGUAGGUCCCCAGGACAACUUUUGUCAGUUAACCAGUACAAAAUAAAAUACAUAUCUUGAACUUGAGAUGAUAAACUCUUCUUUGUUAUAUAGUGAUUGGUAGCAUGCAACUUUGUGAGAUAUUUUGUAGGAAAUAUUUACAUAGACAAAACCAGACACAAAAGGGUUUUUUCGUUUGUUUGUUUCUUUUUGAGUUGCAAAAUAUUAUACUCUGUCCAUUUAAAAUUAAUUUAUGAUGUGGUGUUAUCUAUGCUGGUUUUUAAAGAUUAAGAAGAAAAGGAUAUAUAUAUUGCCUAAUGGUUGAGUAUACUCAGAACUGCUGAAAUGUGUCCUAAGCAGGAAGGAAGCAAUUCAAAUCCUGCUCUGACUUUCGUAUCUGAAAUGUAGUUUUUGUUCUCUGUGAUGGCCUUGAAAUUUCCUUGGUUUUAGAAUAGCCUUUUUAUUUCUGCAGCAUUCUGUUUUGGGUUUUAUUUUCCAAUGCAGUGAAAAAAAAUAUUGUUUGUUCAGUGAAAUGAUAAAAGUCUGGAAAUCCAGUUAUAGGAAAUGUGUGGAAAUUAAAAAAAAAAAAAGGAAAAAAAAGAUUGAAAUAUAAGGGGAACAAAAGAUGUAACAUAUAAUAGUAAGGAAAAUAUAUUUUCUAUCAGAAGGUUAAUAGAAGCUUUUACAGAAAGAGGUAAUAUUAUCAUUUCUCAUGCUAAUCAUAUGGAUGUUUCUGCCUUCUAUGUGGAGGCGAUAGUGAUAUUCUUUCUGAUUGACAGGUUGGCACCUCUGUGCUUGCUCCAUCCACAUUUUUCACGGUAAAUUAAUGUAACCAUAGCUAUACAGUAGGGCUCAUAGAGUGAACUAUAACUAAUGCAAUGCUGCAAAUUUUAAUGCCAAGAUGACCUUCAGUUUACUUUUGAUUUUAAAAGAUUGGUAACUUGAUAACUUGUUUAAGCCAUUUACCAUAUUAAAGUGUUAACCGAAGGAUUACGUUACAAAAUAUAACCUCACUUAUGCAACGUGACCUCACCUACAAAGGCUGCUUGUGCUAGUUAGGUUGCGAAUACUGAAAUACAGCUGUUUGUAAAAUAUGGACCAGUCCUCAUCAGGCUGGGAACAAUGCCCAGGAGCCUGGGCCCUUACUUUGAUACCAACCUUAUUGCUCAGCAUGCCAUGCCAGUGUCAAGAUUUGCGCUGCCAGUUCCGCUAUAGCUGGAUUCAUCAUCACCAUCAGGUGUAGAUUGCAUCAACCCUUCUGAGGGCUGUUUCCUUUCUCUGAUGGAAGAUGUGCAUCCACUUGGGUUAUUGUAAAUUUCUCUCUACUUAGGAAAUCUAUGUUUGAAAAUGGCAGACACUGAUGUUUUACCUUGGAAGUAAUGAUAAUUGCAAUAGUUACCUCUUUAAAAAUUCCGGUCAUCACUUUUCUUCAGUUUUCCUUUGCUUGCUGUGUGUGCAGUGAGUAUGAAAGGGAUAUACAGUAUUCAGACAAUUUUUAACCAGUAAGCUUCUCUCCUCUCCUCUCCUCUCCUCUCCUCUCCUCUCCUCUCCUCUCCUCUCCUCUCCUCUCCUCUCCUCUCCUCUCCUCUCCUCUCCUCUCCUCUCCUCUCCUCUCCUCUCCUCUCCUCUCCUCUCCUCUUCUCUUUUUAGUUAAGCAUCCUGUGGAAAGAAACAAAAAAGCAAUUGCCUUUUGCCUUCAGGCAUAAAUGCAUCUAAAUAUGCAACGUAAAAUGCGUGCAUGAGAUUCUUAACAUCAUGUAGCUUUUCCAUAUCCAUAAUUAAACUAGAAAAUUCUUAAUUCUUGUGUGAUAUGCAUAUUUCUCAUGUUAGAAAGGCAAGAGGACUAUCACUGACUCUGUAUCUAUCAUUCAGAGGUGCAUGGCUUAAAUCCUUAUUGGAUUUUAAUCUGUUUCCUGUGGAGUUCUUGAAAAUCCCUUUCAUGAAAUAUAAUGGCGAUUGAGCGACAAACUGACAAAGGGUAAAGCAAAAAUCCUGUAUUCCAUGACUGGAGUCAAUGUGCAAGCAGACUCUGGGUGACAGGGCUUUGUUUCAGAAGUGUCUUUCCAUGAAGCUCCAUAUUUGUUUUGAUUAUCAUUAUUUGCUGUAAAAGAAACAGUGGAGAAGAGUGUUUGCAAACUAAAUUAUACAGUUACUUGAUUUCAAGGGUAUUUUGGAAAUCAAUGAAAAAAAGUGAUUGAUAAAAGUUUUGAGUAGACUGGCUUGCUAGCUGAGUUGUUAUUCUAUCAGCUGUGAAUAAGAAAUAAGAGUAAUCUAGCUUUUUGUGUUUUCCCCCUGUCCACAGGUAUGGCUCUGUGUGCUAUACCAGUGGAUAGAUUAAGUCCAUUUUAUUAGUUAUUGCCCUAUUGGUUUUCAGCCCUGUGGUCUGACUGUUAAAGGGUUAAUUAACUCGAUCCUUUGUAAACAACUUUAAAAAAUGAAAAUUGAUGUUUUGUGACUUUUGUAAUCUAUUGAAUGUUUCCAUUUGCAUGAUGUUCUGUAUCUAACUGACCAUACAGAUUGCUGUGUUCCUUCCAAAAGAGUUUUAACAUUGGUGGAGAUUGUGACAAACACAAAUUUGUAUACAGUAUGUUUUCUGCUGUGAUAACUCAGCUAAUCCUAUUUGAAUUGACAUUAUGUUGUCCUGCCUUCUUGGGUUAAAUGAUGAAGUGUUUCUAGAUGGUGAAGAAUAUGAAAGUAUAUAUGUUCAUUUGCUAAAGACUGAAUAAUGGAAACUCUUCUUGUUGCUUCUUUAUGCUAAAAGCAAAAAAAAAAAAAAAAAAAAAAAAAAGGAAAAAGGGAAAAAAAGAAAAAAAAAGUUAAAUAAUUCUUGUUUCCAAAAAUGCAUCAUUUGUUUUUAAAAUUGAAGUAACUCCCAUGUUAACUCUUUCCUGUCCUUGUAGACAAUCCCAGAUUAAUGCCUUGUGAGGGAUUCAUAAAGUCUGUGCUUGUAACA
Cygnus olor (mute swan) is the source of this 8697-nucleotide messenger RNA. It is a transcript of the gene BICD1, whose product is annotated as BICD cargo adaptor 1. The transcript has 10 exons. Gene Ontology annotation, molecular function: dynactin binding; cytoskeletal adaptor activity; dynein intermediate chain binding. The record is from RefSeq and is a predicted model, not a curated record. Gene Ontology annotation, cellular component: cytosol; Golgi apparatus. NCBI's taxonomy places the organism in Eukaryota, Metazoa, Chordata, Aves, Anseriformes, Anatidae. Bases 53 to 2989 code for a protein of 978 amino acids. Gene Ontology annotation, biological process: positive regulation of receptor-mediated endocytosis; microtubule anchoring at microtubule organizing center; regulation of microtubule cytoskeleton organization.